This is a messenger RNA of Nannospalax galili (Upper Galilee mountains blind mole rat), 4082 nucleotides long. It is a transcript of the gene Gpr146, whose product is annotated as G protein-coupled receptor 146. Gene Ontology annotation, cellular component: membrane. Gene Ontology annotation, molecular function: G protein-coupled receptor activity. NCBI's taxonomy places the organism in Eukaryota, Metazoa, Chordata, Mammalia, Rodentia, Spalacidae. The transcript has 2 exons. The record is from RefSeq and is a predicted model, not a curated record. Gene Ontology annotation, biological process: G protein-coupled receptor signaling pathway. The coding region runs from base 435 to 1436 and encodes 333 amino acids.
AGGACCUGGGCUACUUGUGCAGGACCUGCAGGUCCUGCUUGGGGCUGGAUACUCUGUGAACAGUCACAGGCAGAGAUGGGGAACUGACUGCCACAGCUAGACCUGAGCCAGCUCCAAGCACAGCAGAGGAUGUGAGCACACUUGAUCUGGAGGGCAGGCCCAUCCAAGUGCCGCCUCUCCUCUCCUUUCUCGAAACCAGCAGUAAACACAGAUAGGGAGGGGCCACCAUGCCUGCCAAGCGAGGCAGCAACUUUGUCAGUAAUUGACUCAACGAAAACAAGUGUGGCAGGAGCGCGUGCAGUACUCACACGCAUUGCUGGCUGUCUCAGAGUGGCUGGGGGUUUCCAAGACACACAGGUCCUGCCAUGUUGCCGGCUGCAGGCAUCUGGAGCUGUUAGCACAGAGGGAGGAGGGACUCACGAUAAAGAACUGCCAUGUGGAGCUGUGGCCCGCUCAACGGCACUGCAUGGGGCGAGGAGCCGCUGUGUCGGGACCUGCGCCUGGGGCUGUGGGUCCUCUCACUGCUCUACUUGGGGGCAGGCGUCCCCGUGGGCUUGGGCUACAAUGCCUUGCUGGUGCUGGCCAACCUGACCAGCAAGCACAGCAUGACCAUGCCAGACGUGUACUUUGUGAACAUGGCUGUGGCAGGGUUGGUGCUCACGGCGCUGGCACCUGCAUAUCUGCUGGGCCCUUCCCACUCCAGGUGGGCCCUGUGGAGCCUCAGCAGUGAGGCCCAUGUGACGCUGCUCAUCCUGUUCAAUGUGGCCUCCUUGGUGACCAUGUACUCCACCGCUCUGCUCAGCCUCGACUACUAUAUAGAGCGGGCCCUGCCUCGCACCUACAUGGCCAGUGUGUACAACACACGGCAUGUGUGUGGCUUUGUCUGGGGCGGGGCGCUGCUCACCAGCUUUUCCUCCCUGCUCUUCUACAUAUGCAGCCAUGUGUCCUCCCGUAUCACAGAGUGUGCUAGGAUGCAGAACACGGAGGCAGCGGAUGCCAUCCUCCUGCUCAUCGGCUAUGUGGUGCCUGGCUUGGCUGUGCUGUAUGCACUGGCUCUCAUCUCAAGGAUCCGGAAGGAGGACACACCACUUGACCAUGACAUGAGCAGGCUAGACCCCUCAGUACACAGGUUGCUGGUGGCCACCGUGUGCACACAGUUUGGGCUCUGGACACCUUACUAUCUGAGCCUGGGGCACACGGUGCUUGCCUCACGGGGGAGGACCACAGACGGGCAUUACCCGGGGGUCCUGCAGCUCGCUAAGGACUUGGCCAAGUUCUUGGCCUUCUCAAGCAGCUCUGUGAUGCCGCUUCUCUACCGCUAUAUCAACAAGACCUUCCCCACCAAGCUCCAGCGGCUAGUGAAGAAGAUGCAGUGCGGGCACCAGCACUGUGCUCCCAACCCCACAGGGAUACAGCAGGUGAUGGCGCAGGCCUAGCAGACGCCCUCGCUGCCCCUCCUGGUCUCAUGCCCAGGGAGGAGAUGACUGCCAGGGAGACUCAAGUUCAACUGGACACAGCACUUUUUCUUUGGGCUGUGGCGCUUCUUCCCAACAAGAAGCCUUGUUGAUGCUAGAAUGGCACAGGGGUGUUUCAAGGUUUUCUGUUUUUCUCCAAAAUGGUCAACCUAGAGCCCAGGCUGCCUUGUGGAAGGCAGGAAUGCCUUGUGUGAACAGGCUGCUUCCAACUAACCCCCUUUCCCUCAAGGUGUAUGCGUCUCCCGCAGGGACUCUUCAAGGUCCACACCCACUGACUUCGGCCUCCCCAGUGUCAGGCUUUCUAAGUGAUGUAAGGAAAUCUAAAGCCAAUGUUUAUACUUCAUUUUGACAUAACACCCGAUUCUCAUUUCUUUUUAUGUCAAGAGAGGUGUUAGAAAAAUGACAAGUAUUAAGAUGAAGGAAACAGUACAAGGGAAUGGAUGUCACAGAUACUGAGGUCAUGGCUUAAGGAUGGAUGGAUGGUGUUUGCUGGAUGUGCUAUAGCACACAGGCAUUGCGGGCAGCACCAGGCACUGGUUGUAACAGGCAGCUGUGGAGAACUGGGCCUCUCCCCACCAUACACACCUGGCGCCUCUUCUCCAUGAAGUAUCCUCUCCAGUACAGGCCUGGCUUCCAAACCCUCAACAUGCAUACGUGAACAAACCGAGGAGAAAAUGCUAUGGGAUCUUAGUGCCCAAACUAGACCUCCCUGGGGGAGAGGCCCUGGGUACUGGUAAUAUCAGAAAACCAUGGGAGGGAAGGGUGGGAUGGUGUGAAAUGAGGUGAGGCUUCCCAAGGUCACUGGGGACUGGCAUCCAACUACCUGGCUGGUUUCCACAGUGCACCUUCUCACAGGUGCCUCUGGGCCUUUUAUCAUCCUGUUUGAUAGUCAUCCACUUUAACGUGUGGGCAUGAACAGAACCCUGGGCCACCCCGAAGCCAUCACUUGCUGCCACCUCAGUUUCCUAGGGUUACAUUACAGAACUGCAACCCUCUGGUCCCCAGUUAUAAAGCUCUCUUGCAUGUGAUCAUUGGCCCUGCCCUGUCUCUGCAGAGGGUUGUGUGACCUGUAUGCAGUGGCCUUUCUACAUGGCCUCAGGGGCUGGUCCUGGCCUCUUGGGAACUCAGACUAUGAGUUAGUAGCUUUAUUUUUAUUUAUUCUCUGCAAACUCCAUCUCCUUAGAUGGCAACAACAGAGUCAAUGUGUCUUAAAGAAAGUUAUGGAAAUACACUGGGUAGUUGGCCCUAGCUGUGAUCCCAGUUCUUCACAUAUAAACCAUGGGCAGGACUAGUUUUAAGAGCUGCUUCUGAAUGUAGAGUUUUAAUUUAACGUCUUUAAAGUGGCAAGCCUGACUUUCCCUGCCCUUCAGCUAGGUGCACAGGUGGGAAGGUCUGAGGCUCAAGCCACCAGGCUUCCCAGCCUCAACAAACUUAAUGCCUGCUGAGGACAUGAGAGCCCUCACCCUCAAGCUCCCAGCCCAGCAUGGCCUGCAGCACGGCCAGUUGGUGCCAACUGUAAUUCUCCUAGGGGUGAGCAGGCCCAGGGGCCAUGGUCAAGUACAGCUUUGAGAGUCCCAGGGGAAACAGGACCAGGCACUGUCCUGGUUUAAAGUAGACGCUGUCCUUCCUGUUUUACACCUUUUGUCCCAGGCAGAGGUCCUGGGCUGAGCAGGCCACAGGCUCAGGAGGGGCUCUGUCCUCUGUCCCCUGGAGACCUCAAUCCCAAAGCAUGGAGGGGCCCAAAUCACAUUCUUUUGUUGAAAUUUCUCAGUGGCUAUAUGUACAAACUGGCCAGGUUCUAUAGGAUCUUCCUGAUGGAGCCACACACAACCACAAUAGGUAGCCACCUGCAGUGCAAACCUCCUUGUAGAGACCCCUGGGAUGUUGUGGCCUCCCACCCAGGCCCCUGCUUCCCUGCCUGUCUCUUCCUUGCCCCAGUCUUCCACCAGUCUCCCAAGCUCUGCACAGUCACUGAUGCUCCAGCACCCACUGUCCAAUCCUGUGCUGGCUCAUCCUGGGAAUCCCCAAUGUCUGAUUCCUAAUUCUUCUGCCCCUCCCCCAAGUAGGAAAGAACUCAAGCUACAUAGAGAAGAGGGUUUGCUGGGAAGCCAGAGGCCAGGCGCUCAGUGCUGCUCCCUACAUGAACUGGAGACACCAGGCUGGACACGUGUCUCUCCAAAGAUCAUUAGGUGAGCUGUCAACACUUCUUGACUGUUAUAAUUUAUAAUGAAUACUCUUGUUUUUAUUAAUUCACAUCAAAGCUUGCCAUGUGUCCUCAUUUGGGAUUCCUGAAAGCGAACUUCUUCUUGGGUUCCCAUCACAAGGUCACAGGACAUGCCAUAGGAAAUGGGCAGAUAUAUCCAGAAACCAGCAGACACCUGUUCUGACAGAAAAAGCACCAGGCAAAGGUCAGGCCAGGGAGAAGUUACAAAGUUAAACUUUGUAUCUGUUUUUAAAGUUAUGUGGAAGAUGGGGGCCUUUCUCAUUUCUAAUAAUGCAAUCUGCCCUAGUGGCCAGAUCCACCUGCUGAAAUUCUGUGAAUGUGAAAAAGAAACUGCUGAUGAGACUCACACAUCUUAAGACUAUUAAAUUAUUUAACACUUAUCA